AUGGGCAAGAAAAGAAACAAGAAGACCCUCGUCUGGAGGCCCAAACCCAAAUCCAGAACCCCCCCAGCCGAAAUGCGAAACUGGCUGGACCUUCCACGGGACGUCACCGUUUCGAUACUCUCGCGACUCAGAGCGGUCGAGAUUCUGGAGAGCGCGCAGAUGGUGUGCAUGGCUUGGCGCAUCAUCUGCAAGGACCCUCUCAUGUGGCGCACCAUCGACAUGGCCAACGAUGCCGAUUACGACGACAUGUUCUACAACUUGGAUGCGAUGUGCCGCCACGCAGUGGAUCGUAGCUGUGGCGGUCUGGUCGAUGUCAAUAUCGAGCACUUCGGCGACGACGAUCUGCUUAAGUAUAUCACUGACAGUUGCGGUGGGAUCAGACGUCUCCGGCUAGUUAGUUGCUAUAGCAUAUCACGUGUGGGGUUGGGUAAGGUGGCUUCGAAGCUUACUCUGUUAGAGGAGCUUGAGAUCUAUGUAUGCAAUCUCUCACGUACAUCCCUAGAAAUGGUUGGGCGCUCUUGCCCUCUUUUGAAGUCAUUCAAAUUGAACAGGCCCGAAUUUUCGGUUUAUGGGAUCAGUGGGUUUGGUGCCUAUGAUGGAUUUGAUGAUUGGAAUGAUGAUGAGAAUGGUGAUGAGAAUGGUGGCCCUGUGAUUGAUUCUUUCGGGAAAGAUGAUGAAGCACUUGCUAUAGCAGGAACGAUGAAUGGUUUACACCACCUUCAACUUUUCGGGAAUCGGCUCACCAAUGAUGGCUUGAGUAAGAUUCUUGAUUGUUGUCCUCAUCUUGAGUCACUUGAUCUGCGCCAUUGUUUCAAUCUUGAUCUGAAGGUAGCUUUGGGAAAAAGAUGUGCUGAACGAAUUAAACAGUUGCGCCUUCCCAAUGAUUCCAUUGAUGACUAUGAAUUUCGUACUGCACCAUGUGAGUAUGGAUUUUAUAAUGAUUCUGAGGACUUUGACUGUGAUGAUGAUUAUCCUUAUGAUUUUAAUGGAUACUACUCGGAUGAUAGUGAUUUCUAUGAUGAUUUUACCAAAAUUCGAUUCUCUGACCUGUUUUGA
This is a messenger RNA of Prunus armeniaca (apricot), 1056 nucleotides long. NCBI's taxonomy places the organism in Eukaryota, Viridiplantae, Streptophyta, Magnoliopsida, Rosales, Rosaceae. The record is from the annotation of a GenBank genome assembly.